Molecule: messenger RNA, 480 nt
Organism: Gongylonema pulchrum
Lineage: Eukaryota; Metazoa; Nematoda; Chromadorea; Rhabditida; Gongylonematidae
Source: the annotation of a GenBank genome assembly
AUGGAGAAGCGAGCGUGCCGAAUAUGCCAGUCCGAGACCGGUGAAAUGGUUCGACCGUGUGCUUGCACAGGAACUCUGCUAAUCAUUGCCAUUCUAACUCAGACAAUUUUUUUCAUUCUGCCAAUGAUGCAGUGCGUGUUACAGAUGGGUGAUAUCCACGAACGUUGCUUGAAUGAAUGGCUUCUGCGCUCCAACAACAAUGACCGUUGCGAGAUUUGCCACGAGAAAUACUCCAAAUCAGGAAACAUUCUGCAGCCAAUAUGGAAGUGGCAGAAGCCACAUAUCGAGAUGACGAACAUCGUCGAGGUGUCCUCGGUGAUUUGCUUAUCACUGUGCCUUUGGUAUAUGAUAACUCUGACCAUUGAGCGCGAAUUCAUCGAGCGUAUUUUCUCAGCCGGCCUGCCGCCACGAUCGCCGGAUAUCGCACGCAUAUGUAAGCCUGUGUCUCUUAUUACUGCUACGUCUCAAAUUACGCAGUAA